AUGACCAACCCGGCUGAUGCUCGAACUCACGACUUCCUUACUGUGCUACCCGGGUUGAAUGUCCUCAUCGCCCCGGCGAUUCUUUACGUUGAAUUUUCGGCUUGUUCCAUCUCGUAUCGACAGGCAGUCGCCGUGUCGCUGUAUGCGCACCGGGAGGAAGACCGACACGGCGGAGAUGACGUCCAGCAACUGCUAGAGGCUGGUGAGGAAGAGUUCCUGGAAAUUAUGGCUCUUGUCGGUAUGGCCAAGAAGCCGCUGCACGUUCGCCGCUUGCAGAAAGCGCUACAGGAGUACACGGUCAGCCCUACCGCUUUUCAACUAAUGGCGCUGCAGAAGUCUAACGGCGGCGUUUCGACGCCCACCUCCAGCGUCACUCAUUUGAUCCCAGACCUCGUUUCCGGCGGUGCUGUGUUGCUUUCGCACGUCAAUCUCUCCUUUGAUCGAUCGCCUUUGACGAUCGACUUAUGUCCUUACGUCUAG
Soboliphyme baturini is the source of this 480-nucleotide messenger RNA. The record is from the annotation of a GenBank genome assembly. NCBI's taxonomy places the organism in Eukaryota, Metazoa, Nematoda, Enoplea, Dioctophymatida, Soboliphymatidae.